Messenger RNA from Lutra lutra (Eurasian river otter), 2470 nucleotides. It is a transcript of the gene MUTYH, whose product is annotated as mutY DNA glycosylase. Gene Ontology annotation, biological process: base-excision repair; mismatch repair. The transcript has 17 exons. Gene Ontology annotation, cellular component: nucleus. Gene Ontology annotation, molecular function: 8-oxo-7,8-dihydroguanine DNA N-glycosylase activity; purine-specific mismatch base pair DNA N-glycosylase activity; 4 iron, 4 sulfur cluster binding. The record is from RefSeq and is a predicted model, not a curated record. The coding region runs from base 719 to 2395 and encodes 558 amino acids. Lineage: Eukaryota; Metazoa; Chordata; Mammalia; Carnivora; Mustelidae.
AGCUUGUGCAUUCACUUUUCUCUGAAGGAAGAAGGAAGCUCUUGAUGAAAAUGAGGUGAUGAAGAGAGGUUUUAAGAGUUUGAAGCAGGGGCUCAGCAGGGACUGGUGGAGCACAGCACAGGAGUGCAGUCUCGGGAGGCAGACCUUCUGGGUUUGGGUGCACAGGCUGGUUCAUCUCUAGAAGCCUCAGUUUCCUCAUAACUGCAGUGGAGGUGAUACAAGCAUAUACCUAAUGACAUUAUCUGGAGAUGGAGGGGUAAAACGCUUAACUUAGCAUCGGGUCUGGCACACGAUAAGCCCUCACUAACCAAAAGAACAAUAAGGGAGUGAUGAAGAUCAACCAGAUACAUUUCUUAUUACCAGUGGGCAGCCAGCUUUGGUUUACUACAAGAAAAGAUUAGGAAUAAAAAUAGCACAUCCGCUCCCACCACCACUGCCACCACCCCAACUUGCCGUCUGCUCUCAGGCUAAUCUUUUCCCAUCUCUGAUCCUUGGUUUCUCCUUUCUAUAGAAAGGAGGUUCGGACUACAUGAUGGCUCAAGGCUGUUUCAUGUGCUGCAUCUCUACCAGAUAAACUUCCUGCCCGCCGCGUGCUUCUAGACACACCUCAUAAGCCCCUGUCCACACAUAGAGUCACAGUGAGCAUCCGGGAUACACAGGUGUAUCCUGCCCAGCCCAGCCCUGGUCUCUUCUUUUGCGUGUCUCCAAGAUUCCGCUUAUGUUGGUCUCUCUGAAGUCACUUGCAGAAACUCAGCCCUGCUCGUCAUCCCUCAGUGCCACAGCCUGCCAAGAGCGAACCCAUGAGCAUCUGGAGAGUGAGGCCAUCAUGAAGAAGCCGCGAACAGCUGUGAGGAGUCAUCACAGGAAGCAGGCAUCCCGCCAGGAGGGAAAGAAGAAAUGUGUCCUUAGCAGCAGCUGGGUCAAGCCUUCUACCCCAAAUGCAGACUUGGCCAGGCAACAGGAGGAGGUGGUAUUGCAGGCCUUCUCCCCAUACCAUCUCUUCAGAGACACAGCUGAGGUCACAGUCUUUCGGGAGAAGCUCCUGAGCUGGUACGACCGAGAGAAGCGGGACCUACCCUGGAGAAGGCGGGCAGAGGGGGAGGUGGACCUGGACAGGCGGGCAUAUGCUGUGUGGGUCUCAGAGGUCAUGCUGCAGCAGACCCAGGUUGCCACGGUGAUCGACUAUUAUACCCGAUGGAUGCAGAAGUGGCCAACGCUGCAGGACCUGGCCAGUGCUUCUCUGGAGGAGGUCAACCAGCUCUGGGCGGGCCUGGGCUACUACUCUCGAGCCCGGCGGCUGCAGGAGGGAGCCCGGAAGGUAGUAGAGGAACUAGAGGGCCACGUGCCACGUACAGCAGAGACCCUGCAGCAGCUCCUACCUGGCGUGGGGCGGUACACAGCUGGAGCCAUUGCCUCCAUUGCCUUUGGACAGGCAGCCGGUGUGGUAGACGGGAAUGUCGUACGGGUCCUGUGCCGAGUCCGAGCCAUUGGUGCGGAUCCCAGCAGCACCCUCGUCUCCCAGCAUCUCUGGAGCUUAGCCCAGCAGCUGGUAGACCCCGCCCGGCCCGGGGACUCAAACCAAGCGGCCAUGGAGCUGGGGGCCACGGUGUGCACCCCACAGCACCCACGCUGCAGCCAGUGCCCAGUGCAGAGCCUGUGCCGUGCACACUGGAGGGUGGAGCGGGAACAGCGCUUGGCCUUGCAGAACCUGCCAGGCAGCCCCGAUGUGGAGGAGUGUGCUCCCAGCACGGGGCAGUGCCAGCUGUGUGCGCCUCCCACGGAGCCCUGGGACCAGACCCUGGGAGUGACCAACUUCCCCAGAAAAGCCAGCCGCAGGCCCCCCAGGGAGGAGUGCUCUGCUGUCUGUGUUCUGGAGCAGCCCAGGGCCCGUGGAGCUCCUCGAAUUCUGCUGGUGCAGAGGCCCAGCUCAGGUUUGCUGGCAGGACUGUGGGAGUUCCCAUGUGUGACCGCAGAGCCCUCCGGGCCAUGUGAGCGAGAGGCCCUGCUGCGGGAGCUUCAGCGCUGGGCUGGGCCCCUCCCAGCCACCCACCUCCAGCACCUGGGGCAGGUGGUCCACACCUUCUCUCACAUCAAGCUGACAUAUCAAGUAUACAGUCUGGCCCUGGACGGGCAGACCCCGGUGACCGUCACGCCAUCUGGUGCUCGCUGGCUGACCCGCGAGGAGUUUCACACUGCUGCUGUCUCCACCGCUAUGAAAAAGGUGUUCCGUGUGUAUGAGGGCCAACAGCCAGGGACCCGCAAGGGUUCCAAACGGUCCCUGGUGUCUACUCCAUCCAGCCGGAAAAGGCCCGGCCCAGGCCAGCAAGUCCUGGAUAGUUUCUUCCGGCCUCACCUCCCCAUGGAUACACCCCACCUCAACAGUACCGCCCAGUGACGCCUCUGCAAGCCCCCACUUCCUGAGAAUCCGUUGUUUUUGUUUUUUUUUUUAAAUAAAGUGCUUAUUUUUAUA